AUGUACACAAGUUUAGGUACCGCUAAAAGUUUGUGCAUUUCCGACCAUUCCGGCGCCGUGGAAUCUUGUGAAAAUUCGUUGUCUGAUCUCGACGAUGUCCCGGCGAAGUUCAGCCUACCCGAGGACUACAUGCUGCAUUUUUCAUGUAUCACCAACUGCGGCUUUUCGCAGUGUGAACUUUCCGGACUACAGGAACAUUACCACUGCAAGAUUUGCGAUUUGAAGAACCGUUGCAGCAAGGUGUGCACGAGCUUCUCGAGCGUGCAAUUGCAUGCCUCUAGUCAUCAUCGGCCGCCGAACCCGCUGCAGCCUCCAUCGCCCCUGCACAACGACUUCAAGAAGACCGACGCCGACGAAUUGUGCCAUUUCCGCUACUGUCCGUUCAUGGCCAAGAAUUUGUUUUGUGUUCACUACCAUUGCUUAAGACCUGGUUGUAGCUAUGCAUUCAAGAAUGGUGCCACGGGACGCUGCGACUGUACGUCCGAGAUGACGAACCAAAUGGUCGAACAUAAGAGACAGCAUGAAAUGUUCGAAAAUGCAAGCCAGUCGAUUAAUACGCAACCGACAUACGUCGUCAAUAGCCGACUGUUAAACGGUGUACUCCGUAGGCGCAAUGUUCUCGAUAUCAGACCUACAGAUGUUCCUGCGGUCGGUCAGCGCGGCGGUCAAAAUAUGAAGCUGAAGCAGUACGAUCCUCAACAGCAAAAUUUCAUUCAUAUGGGGACAUUGUGUUCGCCGACCACUUCGUCGCACGAUGGUGUGAGUGACGAAGGUGUGCAGCUGCCCCGCAGCCGUGCUGCCCCGUCCCACAGCACCUCCAACAGUAGUCCGGACGGCAACGCGGUUACAGUUCCAUCCAGCUCCGACGUGCAAGACGUUAUCCACCAGUCUACGGUAGAACUCCAUCGUGGCGAUGUCCGAGCGGCGUCUGUCAUUGCCGAUGAAAACGGCGAAGACCAUGACCAGAGGUAUGUCCAGAAGCAGGUGAACAAUUACUUCCACAUCUAA
Soboliphyme baturini is the source of this 1008-nucleotide messenger RNA. The record is from the annotation of a GenBank genome assembly. NCBI's taxonomy places the organism in Eukaryota, Metazoa, Nematoda, Enoplea, Dioctophymatida, Soboliphymatidae.